Messenger RNA from Oryzias latipes (Japanese medaka), 2607 nucleotides. RefSeq names its product chymotrypsin-like protease CTRL-1. The record is from RefSeq and is a predicted model, not a curated record. Lineage: Eukaryota; Metazoa; Chordata; Actinopteri; Beloniformes; Adrianichthyidae. Gene Ontology annotation, molecular function: serine-type endopeptidase activity. Gene Ontology annotation, biological process: proteolysis.
AAGAUCUCGGUUCACUUUGUAUGACAAUUUCAUAUUGAGGACGGACCAAAGAAGAGGAACUCUCGAAUGUGAAGUCCAUUUCAAUUACUGUGUAGCUUUUGAACUUAGGAAUCUUGAAACACAGGAUUAAAAAAAAAAGCAUCUUUGACUUUUUCUGCAAGAUACUUGCUUGAGGUGAGGCUGUAGUUCACUUUGCCUAACAAGUGUCAAACUGUGGGUAGAGCAAAACAGAAGAACUCCAGUAUUUAAAGUCUGAGACUUUGUGAAAGAUGAUCGUGUUGAAGAUGGCUCUCCAACAGUUUGUGUGCAGAUUCACUCUGAUGACCCUUUUGCUUUGCUCAGGUUGUCACCCAGCAGUGAAUGAUAAUUCCACAGUUGUGGAGAAUGUCUCUCCAGGAGAUUCCCCUUGGCUGGUUUAUUUCUACCCAGAUUUCAGAUGUGAGGGGUCACUGAUCACAACUGAGUGGGUGCUCACAGAUAGCAGCUGCCUAAAACCAUCGGACAUCAACACCACAUCAGCUUUUGUGGGUCUGAUUGACCGUGCUUCCACACCUGCUGGAAACGUUGCCUUUUUUAGAAGUAUAGUUUGCAACACUGAAAAUAAAAAUGGGACCACUUCUGGAAUUUGUCUUCUGAAGCUGCAAAGGCCAAUCCGUUUAUCGAACGACACCCAGUUAAUUUCCUUAGCCUCAAACAUGAGCACGUUCUAUGACGGCAUUUCCUCCUGGGUCUCUGUAAAUGAUUUCAUCAGUGAAAGGCUAAAUGUCAGCACACAAAGGGAGGUUAAAGCAUCAAUACUGGGCAACAAUCAAUGCAACUGUAAACAGAACCAAAGUAAUGUCACAGAGAAAGAGAUGUGUGCCACAAUAGGAGGAUCCUAUCCAUGUCAGGUCAUUCCUGGAUCCCCACUUGUUAUUAGAGAGCAGUCUCAAUGGGUCCUUGCUGGAGUUGCAAUUUCCACCUCAGCUUCUUGUGGAGAUCCUGGAGUCUUCAGCCGUGUGUCCUGGUACCAGGACUGGAUCCGUGAAGUUAUCACUGGCACAGAACCAACCUUUGUUACUGUCAGUUCCACAGGCAGUGACCCUGAUGUGAACUUUAUUUGUUCAACAGAAGUAUUUCCUACCACUACAACAACUACUAUUGGCCUGACUACCACUACUACAACUACUCCUAGCGCUCCUCCCAUUGUCGAUCCCACAGGCAUGGGAACACGUUCAUAUGGUACCACUACUACUGGCAUGACUCCCCUCACUCCUACUACACCUGAUGACAGUAUUUUUAGUGGUGGUGAGAACCUUAUCCACUUUACUCACUUCUUCUCUCUGUCUGCUCUUGUUCUGUUUCUCCAUGUUCUUGUUGGUGACAGUGAAAUAUAAAAGUAUCUCCAAGGACUCUGUUCUUCAGGGCAACUGGACUUUUACCCUUUAACACCAGAGAUGUUGCUGGCAAAAACAAAGUAACCCACGGUCUUUGACAGAUCGUGACUCUUUGUCCAUUCAAACGAUGAUUCUGAAAAGCUGCUUUUCUCUGGAACGUUUACGUUGAUGUAACACCUUAACCACUGUAAAGUUUCGCAAAACAGCGCUAAGCCGCUUUUCUCCGCUUUAGAGUCUGCUCGAAUUAUGUUCAUAGCCUGAACAGUUGAAGAGUUUUGGUAGUCCAAAGAAUGUCAACAUAGGAGCUAAAGAUGUGGCGUUAGAGCGUUAAAAGAUUAAUCAGGAAUACAUUUUGUUGCUUCUCUGAGUAGCUUCUUUAGUUCUAACUGCUGAUAAAGAUUUCAGGUUUUUGAUGUGUCUGCUGCUUUAGAAGUCUGACAGGAGGGAAAUAACUAGAUGUCCUUUGAUUCAAGUGUCAAGGAUCCAGUGACUAUCAGAGUGUUAGGCUAUAAUAACCUUUGACAGCAUUCUCAUUGUGGUUCAGAGGUGAUGGUGGCAUUUGUUAGUGGUUCACACUCAUCACAACUAAACAAAUAACCCAAGUCCAGUUGCUCUAAAGAAUAGAAUCCUGUGAUAACAUGACAUGGAUAGCAGAAUCUUCUCAGACUUAAUAGUAUAAUCUACUAAGAAGGCUGAUUUCGCUUUCAUAAAUGCUUUCCUUAACAUGGUUCCACUCAGGUUUAAAUAAAAUCACUUUACUAUUUUCCUGAAGCAGAAAACAUUAGCAAAAACGUAUAUUCAUUUUUUCUUUCUAUUUCUCUAAGAAUAUAGACAACAUAUUUUGAGUUUGUGGAAAAGGCAUUGUUAACCCACAAGAUUUUAUAUUUCUGAAAAAAAAUGUAAUCAUUACUUUUUGUUAAUAACUAAAAUCUUUGCAAAGUGAUGUGUAAAAUCUUAUAAUUAAAUUGUUGCUUUUUUGGUGUUUCUUUGGGAAAUUUGGGGUUUCAGACUUCAAUGAAUGAAACACAAACUGAAAAGAGACUUUUUUUUUAAUCAAGUAAAAUAUUGUAGCGACCUGGGGGUUAGCCCCGCCUUCAGCCCCUAAAGCUCAUGGCAAGUGGGGAGUUUUGGGGUGAAAACCAUGAAUUAGAGUACUGGCAACAGAAGUGACCUCCAUGCUGUUCGGGCUGUAUGUGUGCUUGAAUAAAUGGGCUCGAUGCUGAAAAGGCUA